Messenger RNA from Erigeron canadensis, 803 nucleotides. RefSeq lists its product as uncharacterized. The coding region runs from base 70 to 594 and encodes 174 amino acids. The transcript is spliced from 2 exons. The record is from RefSeq and is a predicted model, not a curated record. Lineage: Eukaryota; Viridiplantae; Streptophyta; Magnoliopsida; Asterales; Asteraceae.
UACUACAGUUACAUCUCUACUACUAUCACUUUGGCCUUUUCUUAUUAAUAUUUGUUCUUUGAAUUAGUAAUGGCUACAAGAAUGACCAUAGCUCCAUUGGUCAUAUUCGCAUUAGCGCUUUCGAUGGUCGAGUACUCGUCGUGCCAUCUCUUGAAAAGCUCGGUCACUUGUCUCGACUGUCCAACUGACUAUGACCUCGCAGGCAUAAAGAUACUAGUGAAGUGCAAGCAAGUGAAAAACUUAGCCAUGGCUACAACAAAUGAGCAUGGUGCAUUUGAGACAAAACUUCCUUCAAGCAAUUGCCAAGCCAAGAUUUUGGGUGGACCCAAACAACUCUAUGUUUCAAAAAAGACCAUGAUCACUAACAUCAAAAUUGUCCAAGAAAGAGACUCCUAUACCACAUCUCAACCAUUAACCUUCUACACAUCAUGCCCUUUGUCACAAAACAAAGAUGGGAAAUGUGGGGCCCGAAACGACGCGGUCGGGGAGAGCUUCGGGUCAUCGAAGACCAUUGAUCUACCUUUUCCAAGAGAAUGGGGGUUGGCACCGUCUAGCUAUUAUGUUCCCAUGUUGCCUAUCAUCGGUAUCCCGUGAUUUGGUGCAUUACUGUUCUCACCUCAGGCCUUAUAUAUGUUUUAUUAAUUAUUACAAAGUGUUUGUAUGUUUCAAAAAAUACCUCCAUAUUUAAGUUUGUAAUAUGCAUGUGAGGUGAGUGUUAAGUGAGAUUAUUAUAUGUUAUACGUAUAACGUAUUGCUUAUGUUUAUGUAAUUCAGAUGUAUAAUACACUUAAUUAUUUUCUAUA